Thalassophryne amazonica is the source of this 5772-nucleotide messenger RNA. It is a transcript of the gene phf21b, whose product is annotated as PHD finger protein 21B. The transcript is spliced from 14 exons. The coding region runs from base 378 to 2069 and encodes 563 amino acids. NCBI's taxonomy places the organism in Eukaryota, Metazoa, Chordata, Actinopteri, Batrachoidiformes, Batrachoididae. The record is from RefSeq and is a predicted model, not a curated record.
UGACAGCCGAAGCGCAACUUUUCCCCAGGCAAAGUGAAAUCAAGCCGCGGACUCGGACAAAAUAUAGUCCCCGUUUUUCAACUUAAAAUUGCCGAACCGAACCCGAACCCGAGUCGGUAGCGGACUCGUCGAGGCUCGUCGGCCUCCGGAGAGGACGUUGGCGGAGGACGGAGCUCUUUGUCUCGGCUUUGGAGCACUUUUCGGCCGGGCGGAAAGUGUGUGAUGAGUCCUGGGCUGUAAAAGAAGCGAGAACUUGCUGUGCAGCCUGAGUAGUUCUUCUUUCAAUUGUUAUUGUGGCUUUUAAAACAUCUUUAAUUCACUUUAAGUUGACGUGAGCCGCGUCCAAAGUGGAACCAAAGUGGGUUUCCGCUCGGAACAUGGAACUCCAAGGCCUGCACGAGGCGCUGAAAGUAGAAAUCCAGUGUCAUCAUCAGGAUGGAGAUCUUAAGAAACAGCUGCACGACAGACAAACCAGAAUAACAGCCGCGCUGAGCGACAAACAGAAACUGGCGGUCAGAAGUUGUCCCAUCGGGACGCCCAAACCUUUGUCGCUCAUCAAGCCUCCCAGUCAGGGCAUCACCAUCUCUGUGGUGCCGGCCAAGGCUCCCGUUUCCAUGGUGACCGCACACAUUAAUGGACAGAAGGCGGCGAGCUCGGAGGCACUACAGACGUCCCCCAUCAACCUCGGGACCGGUGGCAGGGCAGCGGCUGGAGUCCAGUCGUUCAGCAGCAGGAGAGCCGGAGAGCUGCCUCCCUCUCAGAUGCUGGGUGCUCUCACUGCUGUGCCCAUCAAGGUGCCUCAGGUCGGCUCCCUGCACCGGCUGGCAGGACAAGCAGCCACUGUGCUACCUCAGGUCAGGCCAAAGACCCAGAUUCCCGACAGCCUUCCCCACAGUCCCUGUCAGGAGCUGCAGCCGCUUAGCCUGCAGAGGGCGACGGCUGUGGUCAGUCCUAAAAGCCAGGGCCCAACGCUGCCCACCGCCAACUGCACCUUCAACACCGAGUACCAACCCAAUGGACAGGCUGACAGCUCGCCGCCGCCCACCAUCUUGACAGUGGCUGCAGACUCUAACAACCCUACCCAGCACGCCUCGGCAGGCCCUGGCGUGGCGUACGCCAUCAUUGCUGCUUCUCCCGCCUCCAGUAACGGGAUGUCAACUGUCAGCGAGGCUGUGAAGGUGAUAAUAAUCCAACCACAGGCCCCCAGCAGCACCGAGGGCCCGACUGUGAUGCAGGCUGACCUUUCCUCCCAGGAAGCCCCGCCCACCCCAUCACUCCCAACACCAAAAAAGGAGGAAGAUCCAGAGAAAGUCGCCUUCAUGGUUGCCCUCGGCCUCGUUACCACGAAUCAGCUAGAAGAAAUCCAGACAAAGCGUCAGGAGAGGAAGAGACGAAGCACAGCUAACCCCGCCUACAGCGGCCUGUUUGAACCAGAGAGGAAACGUCUCCCAUCGAGUUUCCUGAACAGCGCCCUCUUCCUGUCAGCACAAGACUCUGAGGACCUCUGCUGGAAGGACGACUUGGAGCAUGAGGAGCUCUGUGCCGUCUGUAAACAGGACGGCGAGCUGCAGCCGUGCCACAACUGCCCUCAAACCUUCCACCCAAACUGCCUCCACCCGCCGCUCAGAACCCCGCCCAGGGGGCCCUGGUACUGCCCCAAGUGUCAGAAGAAGGUUCUGAACAAGGAGAACACGUCAUGGCCACAGAACUUUGUUCAGUCCUACAUCACACACAAGUCUGUGCGACAGGAGGAGAAGCGACGGCUGCUGAGACGAAACGGAGAGUUGAAGAAAGAGUGCGCUCACCUGGAGGAGGAGGACAAGAACCUCAAUAAGACAUUCAAACGCUGUAUGGACGUGAGGGACAGACUGCUGGGACAGCAGAGAGACACGCAGGCCUCGCUCGACCGCCUCAAAUCACUCAUCAGGCUCAUCCAGCGAGACCAGCUCAUCCAUGUCACCAUGACGACCAUCGCCACCUCCCUGCACCCCCAGCCCUGGAUCAAAGCCACCAGCAGCACCGCCAUCAUCUCGUCCACCCUGAGCCAGUGCCACGACCACGACGACUAGCCCGCCUGCGCCGCCUCCAUGUUUUAGCCAAAUAUCGACGGUGGUCGUUUGUCUCAUCGCGUUUAAUUCAAAGGGCGUUUGUGGACGGAAACAAACAAACUGUGAGAAACGAGCGAACAUCCUCCACUCAAUUCAGAUAUUUUUUAAAAAACCCAACACCUACAGUGCUUAACGAGAUUUCUUUGUAAUUUAUUUUCUAUUUAUUCCUGUUCUUGGCCUUAAUGUAUUUAGAGACGCGCAGUCAGAAGAUAUUUCCUAUAAUUAUUCUGCAUCUAUAGUGCGAGGAAACGGUUAGUUUAGUGGUAGUUAGCAGUCAGAAUGCCGCACUACGUUGAUAUAUCUCUGAAUAAUGUCUUUGCCAUAAAUAUUCAGGUGAACGAGGGACGUGAAAACGAGCCUAAAAAACAAACAGAACUUUUCUUUCAGUGUUAAUAGAGUUAAAGAAAAAGUAUUUAAGAUUAAAUACAGAAAUUAGCAUUUCUAGUUCAGAUUUUAGUAUUUUCAUGCUGAUGCCUGUUGAUAAAGUUUGAGUAUUCAUGGUAUCGUCAUCAUCGCAGGUUUUGUAUUUUUAUUUGUUGUGACACCAGAUGAACUUUUUAAAUGUUUGUUUUCUCUCUCAAUGAUGCACAGACAAAAUUCUCCUAAAUUAGAAUCAAAAGAUUUACUCUUAAUUUAAAUUCUCAGGAAGUAACAUGGAAAUAGCCUCAUUUAUUCAUGCUUUCUAGUGAAGUGGGUGGGGCCAGAUGUUUAGUGAUGUCACGAUUUCUUGUAGGAAGCAACAGUCUGUAAAUAUAGAACAUCAAAAAUGUAGAGUUUAAUUACUUCUGAGCUGAAUGAACACAAUUAGCACUAUUUUUUUUUAGUUGGCUAACAAACACGCUAAUUGGCUAGCUUGAUGAGAUGUUGUAGUGUCCGUGUUAGCUAGCUUACAAGCUGUAUCUGGCUGUACAGGCGAGUGUAGAAGUUGUACACAAUCAUGUUCUGCCAGUCACUCAUGCUGGAACAAGGUUGCGGUUUCACCAAACCGGGACUGGAACUAGCAGCUGUGCACUGGAUGUGGAUCGUCCCUCUUUUCAGUUGAUUAUUAUUUUUUUCGUAGCAUUAAUUUGUUUGUAAAAGUAUUUUGGUUUUGCGUCUUCAGAGAAGGAAAAAAAAAUUCUUGUGCUGCAGAAAACAAACAUUUGAAACAUUUAUCAGCCAUUUCAUCUUUUCCCCUUUAACCAGUUAAAAAUAUGCCAAAAACCUUUCUUUGUACAGGGGGCGCUCUCUCCCCCCUCCGCCUGCCAUUUUUUUUUUUUUUUACCUGUUAAUUUCACAAAAUGAACACUGCCUCAAGGACAAAUUGUUCGAUCCAGGGUUUUUGUCAUUGUUCUAUUUCUAGACACCAAUCUGUGGCCACGUUGCGACCGUCGGACCUGCGGGUGGAACGCGGCGUCCUCCUGGUUCAGCAUCACUGACAAAAAUCUGCAGAGAAUCAGGCCGGCACUGUGUGUCCCGCUCGGUCCGUUUUGUCUCGCUAGUCUUCCUGCUGGUCCACAUAAGUAUUACAAACAUAGAUUUAAUCAUUUUUAUGGUUUUGUAUUAAUCUGUUGAUGCACAAAUACAACAACGCCGCCUUUGAAAACAAAGCGAUGGUUCUGUUUCCAUCAUAUCCCGCUCACAGCUUUGGACUCUGGAAAGGUUCUGAAGUGUUGGAGAAGCCCCAUGUACACGGCACCUCAAAAGAAUUAAAAACAGCUGAGGCGUGACCGCAAGAACAAACCACGAGCAAUACAAAUAAACGUCUUUCCCCCCCAAAGCAUUUUCCAUUUUAGUCACAACAGAAGUUAUUUAAGCGACAUUUCAGUGCAGUAAAUAACGAUAAAAAGUAUUUUCUGAAUGUAAAGUUUAAGCUACAAUAAAUAAAUCAGGACUGAUCAUAUUUUCACACUGAAUUCUGUCAAAUCAAAUACUGAGAUUUUUUUAAAAAAUGUAGGUAUCUAUUUAACAUCUUUUCACAUCUGAGUGGAUUUUAGCCACUGACUUUAUUCAUUUAAACUUUAUUUAACCAGGUUAGUCCCUUUGAGAUUGAGAUCUUUUUGCAAGAGAGACCUGAACAAUUACAAAGUUUCAAAUUCACCUAAUUUGCGUGUCUCUAAACCUGCACUUGAAACACCAGAGUGCUGAAAUCAUUAACCUGUUUCCAGACGGGAAGUUAAACCAGCUGCGCUCAAUUGUCCACAAUGACGCAGAAUUCAGAGUUCAGCUGUAAGGUCACAACAGGUCACACUGCAGCGGCAAAAAUAUACCAGAACGUGAACAUAAAAUUAGUAAUUCAAUAUUUACAUCUCAAAAAAAAAAAAUUUUCAGAACGCUAGCCGAAAUGAAACUUACUUAAAAUGCCUUAACUCAUUUUUUAAAUGGUUUGUUAGAUUUAUUGAUCAAGUGAUAUUUUCUGUGAUUUCUGAUCAAAACCUUGAUUCUUGCUUAUUUAUUGUAGCUGUUUCUCAUUACUUUUUUUGAUGACCACAUACUGUUAGUGUCUCCAGAGUUAAUUUUGAUGAUCUGCUUUAUCACUGUUGCGCUCUAGCGUUUGAAAUGGAAAAUGCUUUGGAUUUUUUUUUGUGUGUGUGUGUGUGACAUUUGAUGAUGUUUUAUGUUCGAGCCCCAUCACUCAAAACUCUUAGCUACACACUAACUGUAUUUAGUAUGUUUUUUUUUUUUAAUCCAUUGUGUACACAGAGCCUGUAACUGCCCGGAGAGGGGGAAAAAAAAAAAAGAUUAUCUUUUUAGAGAAGCAGUAAAAUGUACCGUGACGAGACCACAUGAUCUUUCUAUGAUAUAAAAACCAAAACAUCCAUCAGAAUUUCCUCUGUCAUUAUAACAUUAAAAAUUACUAUUUUUGAGCAAAACUUAAAAUUGCUCUUUUAAUUAAACAAAAAAAAAAAGCCUCAAAAAAGAAAAAAAAUGUAAACAUUUUAAAUGUUAAUGUUGAUUUUGAAACACUUUUUAUUUUAACUCAAAUUUUGCUGUUGUCGUUUAAGUUACAAUACUUUUUUUUUCCUCUGUAAAUUUAAUAUUUUGGACUGUUGGGUGGAUAAAAUUAACACUUUUAUAAGCUGAUCAUUUGUGCCACGAUGAUAAUGAUUAGUUGUGGCGUAAAAUUUGGUUCCAGGCUUUGUGUACAGCAGAGGAAUGAGAACAACAAAUAAAACUCCAGUGGGAUUGUGGGACUUAGUGUUGUGUGUGAUGAUAUUUGACACUCACCCGACGGUCAGACUGAUCCUGUAUCGGUGUGCCACGUCCUUCAUGCUCCACACGGUCCGUCUGUAGAAAUCUUCUCCGGGAGAAACUGUGCUGCGCUUUAACAGAUCUAUUUUAAUACACAACUUCACAAUUUGAACAAACCACAACAGCAUUUUUAUAUUCUUUUAGCAAAGAACCAGAACUUUGGACUUUUUUAAUGCGUUGCCAGUUCUGCAUUCUUACUUCAAGCUUGCAAAGGUGGAUGAUUCAGCUUGCCAUGAGGGGACGACGGCGAGACAGGAUGUUUGUUUUUGUCACGAUAAAAAGACGACUGUCCGCUGGACCGUGUGUAUAGAAAGUGUUUGUCUUAAAUAUGCCAAUGUAGUUUCUUUUUCUUCUUUAUGAUGCAUUAAAAAGUGGAUCAACGGAAGUCGGUAAACGGUAAAGAGUAGUCUCACUUUUUGUACCAAGUUCUUAC